AGAAUUUUAAGAAAUGAAUUUCAACGUCUGGAAUAUCAAAGAGAUGCUCAGCAUUCCCCCAGGCCCAGGGACUAAUAAACCAUCUAGUUGGAAUAACAAUAAUGACUACUCCAGCCUCACUGAUUCCCAGUUCCUCUUUGGGUCCCAGUUCUGUCCGGAAAAUUCACAAUCACUUACAGCAUCUUUGGACUUCAAUACCCACUUGAGACAUGCCAAAACUUCACAACAGAACUCUGAGGAUAGUGAACCUAGUUUUUUCACAAAGUAUCAAGCAAAACCCCAGCUGUUUGGGGGCGAUUCAAAGGGUGGAAAUUUACUUCUUCCUCAUUUGCCUAUUGGAAAAUCAAAAGGUAUCCUGGAGCAGUUUGAGGAGAAUAAGAAGAGAGCACAAGAUAAACAGGACAGGUAUGCAAAUGCACCUAAAGACAGUGAGACUCUAAGCAGCUUAAUUUUCUAUGUCAGAGAAAGCAUGCACAUGUUGCAAACAUCUGUGCAAAAGUUAGAAGAAGACUUCAAUGCAAGAAGUCAGUCCAUUUUGGAUUCACUGGAAGCAGCUGCUAAGACGUUGCAAGAGAAUGCCCAAGCCCACUGUGACUUAUUGUUAGAUGCUCUACGAGACAGAAGCAGAGUGGAGCAGAGAAUCCUGGAGAUGGAAAAGCAACUGGAAACUAGAGAGGCAGCAUUUUUAGAUAUGAAAUCCAGUCUGAAGCAUCUCGAAGUCCUAGCAGCUGAACACAGCAAACAGCACCAGAGGCUCUGUGACCAAUUAGAUCAGCUCAGCUUCCCCAAACUCUUAGCUGAAAUGCAUUCACUUGGUUCAGAAGCUCAGUUACCCUUACAUGUGAAUGAUGGAAGUUCUCAGACCCUUCCAGCUCUACUCCAGGCCUCCAGUCUCAUCAGCGAAGGGAAAUCAAUCUCAGAAUCACCAGAUACAGAGGAAACUAUCAUGCUCCUUCCGCACCUGAAUCCCCUCACAUCAUCAUACCAAUAUGAAAAAUAUAGUAUCGAGAAGCAAGAAGCUGAAGGUGAAACUCACAGACACAAGAGAAAUGCGGCUACUUUUUGGCUCGACAGGAGAACCUGGAGUGUAAAGGAUGAAGCUGUGCAGACUGAUUUAGAGCCUCAGGCUCCUGCUAAGAGGUUGUGUGAGAACUGUGACUCCAGUAGCAAGAUUUACAGGGAUCACUACAAAAGAGACUUGAUGGUUCAAGAAACAUCUCAAUUUUCAUCAAUGACUGUGAAGGACUUGGUCACUAAGGCCAGGCCCACAUGUAUUCUGCAAGAAUAUCAGCCAGCAGCUCUAUUUGAUAGUAAUACAUAUGAUCAAAAUAAAGGGCUUGAACAGAAAGGCAAGAGUAUAGACAUAAGAAAAAGAGCAAAGAGGAAAAAGCCCAGGAAAGUUCACAGAGGCACCUUUAUAAGAAGGAAGAGUUCAGGUCUUUCAAGAAAUACCUCUAAUUUCAGCUCAAGAGUAGGGAGUUCUCAGUCUGCAGCCUCUGGGCAACAAGAUGUGUUUCUGGAUCAUGUGGAGGACCCCAGGCAGCCCUUGCCCCUGCUGUGUCACUACAAAACUCUACAGCCUAUAGUGAAAGGAAGAGGAAGGACAGAGAAGACAGAGAGGGCAGCUAGCCCCUCCAAAGAAGCAACCAACUUCUUCCUCUGUGAUUGCUCGUCUCCCUUUCCAGAUAGCACUGAAGGGGAUAAGCAGAUGAGGUGGUUCAGUGAUAUCAAUUCUGACAACUUGAGCAGCCCUAAUGCUGUGGAAGCCGAGGAAAGCACACUUUAUGCCGUUGCUUUUGACAGCAGCGAUGAAGAUGGAGACUAA
Trichosurus vulpecula (common brushtail) is the source of this 1825-nucleotide messenger RNA. RefSeq names its product interactor of HORMAD1 1 (gene IHO1). Gene Ontology annotation, cellular component: condensed nuclear chromosome. The record is from RefSeq and is a predicted model, not a curated record. Gene Ontology annotation, biological process: meiotic DNA double-strand break formation; DNA recombination; homologous chromosome pairing at meiosis. The transcript is spliced from 7 exons. NCBI's taxonomy places the organism in Eukaryota, Metazoa, Chordata, Mammalia, Diprotodontia, Phalangeridae. Bases 14 to 1825 code for a protein of 603 amino acids.